AACCCCACCUUUGUUUAUCCUCUCUUAUUCUCUUGUUAUUCUCAAUUCUUACACUUGAACAGCAAAAGAAAUCACUUUCACUUUCAGUUCAGUUCUACUGAGGUUUCCAUCUCUGAGGACAUGGAGAGUCAGAGAGGUCCUCUUCUUAGCUGGGCUUACUUCUGUCAAGGAAAGACAAUGGAAGAGCUUAGGUAUUCUCUUUUCUAUACGACUAUGGAGCUGGAACAGACAAGGAUGGCAGUUCAGGAAGAGCUAAGAAAGAGAGAUGAUCAAUUAAUUCAACUCAAGGAGUUGCUAAGCAAGGCAAUAAGAGAGAGGGAUGAAGCACAGGAGAAAUGCCAAAGACUUUUUCUUGAGAAACUCCUGCUUCAUCAACUGCAGCAGCAACAACAACAAAAACAGCAAGUUUCUCCUCUCUCUGGAGUUUCUGGCGUUGAGGAUGAACGCAUAAAAGGAAUAGACUCUAACAAUGGCUUCUCAUCAUCUGACUGUGAGGGAAGCAUCGUUUCAUCCCCUGUUCUUGACCCAACUCAACCACCCCAACUGCCACCACAAGGACCACCACCUCAAUCCAUGCCACAAACAACCAUGGAGCUCGUGCCUGAUAAGCCAUUGCCCGAAAAGGGAAAGCUUUUACAGGCAGUGAUGAAAGCUGGCCCGCUCUUGCAAACCCUUCUUUUAGCUGGACCACUGCCUCAAUGGCGACACCCACCACCACCACUGGAGUCAUUUGAGAUCCCACCUGUGACCAUUCCUUCACCACCACCACCCCCACAACUCCUCCACCAAGACUCCUUCCCCAGCAUUAACGCUUGCAACUCUCUAAACACCUGUGGUAAAGUAAACAGGAAAAGGGGUCUCUAUGAUGGCCCUGAUUCUCCUGCAGAAACCAAGUACCAACGAUUAGUUCUCGAUUGACUGCGACUACAAACAAGAUAGUCUGAAUGGUGCCUACUAAUUCCAUAAAAUUUACCAUUUUUAAGCUUCUUAAUUAUAGGGUUAGUGAGGGUGAAGAAAAUCAGCCUAUCAGGGAAAGAUGACUGAUAUCAGCAUUUUUGUACAGUGGUUUGCUUCACAGAAGCAAUCAUCCAACUUCUAGUUUAACUCUUUGGAGAGAGCAAAAAGAAAAGCUUUGUUUCUUGGCUUUUUGCCAAUGUUUUUAGGGUGAAGAAUUUUGUUUCUCUCCUGUUUCCCUCCCUUUAUUAUUUUCCUUGAUUUCUUCACAUGUGGUUUUUGCUCCAUGAUGUGAAAGGGAGCUUUGAAAUUGAUUUGUCCAAAAUAGCAAUUGUUGUGGCAUGUGAAAAUUCAGUACUAGUGUUAUAACUUUAGCUUCUAUAAUAUAGUCUUAACUAAGAAGUGUGCUGUGCUGGUUUGUUUAGUGUGGAGUGUUUGAGAAAGGAAGAGAUUAGAUUAAAAAAUAGAAGGAUUUUUAAGCACAAGGGAUUGGGUGUGUGGAGUUGUUGAAAUGGGGAAGAUGGGUAUGGCCAACAACCAAGAAGGUUUAAGGGGCUUGCUUGUCGGAUGAGUGGAUCCCACGAAAUCAGAAUCAGGAUCUGCUACUUGUGUAAUGAUGUGUGAUCAUAUUUAUAUUACUCUUUUUUUCUUUUUUGGUUGAGGGAAGCAUCAUCAUUAUUAUUGUUUACAUCUUAUGUUUCGUUUCUCUCUCUCUCUCUCUCUCUCGAUAUAUAUAUUUCUAUUCCAAUUGCUAAUAUAUUCAUUAAAGCUUCUUUUAUUUA
Molecule: messenger RNA, 1736 nt
Organism: Gossypium raimondii (Peruvian cotton)
Lineage: Eukaryota; Viridiplantae; Streptophyta; Magnoliopsida; Malvales; Malvaceae
Exons: 2
Coding region: 121-918 (265 amino acids)
Source: RefSeq, a predicted model, not a curated record